Cryphonectria parasitica EP155 is the source of this 2728-nucleotide messenger RNA. RefSeq names its product family 90 glycosyltransferase. The transcript has a single exon. The record is from RefSeq and is a predicted model, not a curated record. Lineage: Eukaryota; Fungi; Ascomycota; Sordariomycetes; Diaporthales; Cryphonectriaceae. Bases 358 to 2322 code for a protein of 654 amino acids.
GAUACCGAUGACCAUCGAGUGACAAUCAUCAUCACAGUGGCUCCGUGAGAUAAGAUCUCUGAAAAUUCACGCCCCCCCCCCCCCCAAUUCCCUUCAUCACCCACCGUGCAAGAGCGUGCAUCGGACACUGCGACCGUCACGAUUACCGUUAGGUCGGCCAUCUCACAACAUUGCGAGUCACAAGUGACAACCCCUUACGGUCGUCCGUGUCCCAUCUCAAUUACGACGGGGUUCUCAGCCUUGCCAGCUUGGACGCCUGCUGUCUUUGGACCAGGACGUGGUUGACCCGCCCUUUGGUUGGAGUGGCUUACCUUCCGUCCAUCCUAAACUGGAGCAACUUGCCGUGCGGUGGUCGGCAUGUCUAAGAUGUAUUCAACGCUCCAGUCGCCUUUGACCCUCACGACUCCCGUCUGGCCCAAUUUCCCCCGCCCUCGACGUCGACUCACAUCAGUCCCCGCCCUCACACGUUUCUGCGCCGUCGCCGGUGUCCUGACACUCCUCUUCACGGCCUUCCUCUUAUCUCAAUCUUCCAAGAGCGCAAAGGCCCUAAUUCCGCCAGCCCUCUCUUCUGCCUUUCGCAAACCUACCUCCGAGGCCCAGCUUCUCGAAAUCUUUGCAAACGCUACCAGCGAGUACGGCCCCCACCCUAUCAACGACCUGAUUGCCGAUGCGCUCCGCAAGCAGGAUGCCUUACUCAAGAUGAGGUCUACCGACCUGCGCAGCGCGGCAGCACGGUAUCGCGUGAGACGGGGACGGCAUCCUCCGCCUGGUUUCGACAAAUGGUUCGAGUAUGCCUCUAAGCACGACGCUGUCAUCGUCGAGUCCUUCUUCGACAGGAUAUACAAGGAUCUGCUACCGUUUUGGGCCCUGGACUCGUGGCAGACGGCCAAGAGGGCUGCCGACUGGGAGCAUGUUGUGCGCGUCAGGAGCAACAAGGCCAUACCAGUGGGCGACGUCACGGGCAAGGUGCCUUGGCUGCAGCUGUGGACGGACUUGGUCGCUGAAUUCGCCGAGUUUUUGCCUGACGUGGAUAUGCCCAUCAAUUACAUGGACGAGUCGCGGAUCCUGGUGCCAUGGGAGGACAUUGGCCAGAUGGUAGAGAACGCGAGGAUGUGGCGCAAGAUCACGCCUGUGGAUGAUGUCGUCAGUGAUUGGCACGGCCUCAGGUCCUUACAUGGCGACUCCACCGCUGACGCUCAGCGCCCGUAUGAGCCAGUAUGGCUCACAGACACCGAACAAAUCUGGGACUACACGGCGGCCACUUGCCCACCUGAUUCACCAGGUCGCAACGCGUCGGCCCUUGAGGACUUCUCCCUGCCACCUGUGUUCCCCGAGAACUGGGAUCCUGACUUCAGCGAGGGAGGCUACGUCAAGAACCACACGGCCGCGAUGGAUCCGUGCUACCAACCACACCUCAGGGGCCUGCACUCCACCUUCGUCGAGCCCAUCAGCAUGAGGACGACGCAGGAGCUGAUUCCCCUCUUCGGAGGCUCCAAGCUGUCCAGGAACAAUGAGAUACUGAUUCCUGGUGCCAUGUACUUGACGGCAGAUUCGUUUUACAGCGGGGGGAACUGGCACGGGCCGUCGUGGGACCAGAAGACCACCUCAGUGACGUGGCGUGGUGUGGCGUCCGGAGGUAGGCACAAGGACACCAACUGGAGGCAUUUUCAGCGGCUGCGUCUGAUCGAAAUGCUGAACGGCACAACCGUCCAGAACCUGGAAGAAAACGCUGUGCCAGCCAUGACCUUCCAGAUGCCCCCGGCUGACCGGUAUGAUUUUCUCCGCCGCUUCGAAGGCGAGGUUGGUGGAUGGCUCUCGGAGACCACCGAUGCCGGCUUCACGGAGCUCCUUUGUUUUCCCCGCGAAGGCAACUGCUCGUACCUCUCAGAGUUCUUCCACGAGGUCGCUCCCAAGCCGAUGGAUAAACAAUUCCAACACAAGUUCAUUCCUGAUGUGGAUGGCAACUCCUUCAGCGCACGGUACCGCGGGCUCCUGCUCAGUACCUCGCUGCCAAUCAAGGCCACGAUUUAUGCCGAGUGGCACGACGAUCGGCUGCAGCCGUGGCUGCACUUCGCUCCGAUGGACAAUACCCUCCAGGAUCUCUAUGGGAUCCUCGACUACUUUAUGCGCGAUGACAAGGGCGAUGCUGCGGCCAGGUUGAUCGCGGAGACCGGCAAGAGAUGGGGCGAAAUGGUGCUCAGGCGCGAGGACACUGUUCUGUACGUGUGGCGGUUGUUGCUCGAGUUUGCCCGCGUCUGUGACGAGAAUCGGGACAGGUUGGGCUGGGUGGACGAUCUGACCACAAUGGACGAGCAUCAAUGACCAGUGCUGUAGCACCACACCAUUUACGGCGUUUCUGUCUAAGUUCGGCGGCAUGUAUCGGCUUUUGUGGGCGUGCAUCAUCUUUUUGACGGAGUUUGGAGUCAAACUUUCUAAUCACGCAUCUCGGGGAAAUUCUGGUGGAAGGCGCAUGCUUGAUUGGUGCAUGCAUUGGUUGCAUGAAGGGAAGAUUUACAAGUGUCGAGAGACGUCUCACCAGGACAAUCAUUUUUGAGCCAGUUGGGGGGCGGAUAUCAGAUACCCAAGGGCUGAGGAGUUGGGAGGGCAAACUGGAGUAAGAAAUGACGUGGCCAUGAUCCCGGUUCCGAGCAUAUUUCCUUGACCGGCACCGGACAUACCACUUCACCUAAUUAGCAUACAUUCAAUUGCAUUUGAUUUUACGGCUAUC